Messenger RNA from Venustampulla echinocandica, 3003 nucleotides. RefSeq lists its product as uncharacterized. The transcript has a single exon. The record is from RefSeq and is a predicted model, not a curated record. NCBI's taxonomy places the organism in Eukaryota, Fungi, Ascomycota, Leotiomycetes, Helotiales, Pleuroascaceae. The coding region runs from base 1 to 3003 and encodes 1000 amino acids. Gene Ontology annotation, molecular function: protein binding.
AUGCCCACCACUCUCCCUGUGCCCUCGAAGGGUGCGCUUCGAACUCUCCGGAACCUCGCUUUGGGAACGUCAUGCACAUUGGCCUUCGGUACUGGUCUACUAACGGAAGACCGGCGACGUCGUCUACAUACCAUGCGAGAGGUACAUGGAAAUGUACAAAAGAUCAAAUCCUCGAGAAGCUACUACGGUGCUGGUAGGGCGUUGAUAGAUACGCUCGAUGACCUGGGCGCUGGGUAUGCACCUGAGAGCAUUUUUCUGGCGGGCGAUCCGGCGAUGAGGAGUCUGACCAAGGAUACCAAUCGAGCGUUAAAAUCCGAAGAAUCUAUAUCAACAAGAUCUCCUGAACCUACAGCACUACCACCACCCUUUUUUCCGGUGCCAGGACACAUAGAGCGGCCCCCCAAAGACCUCUGGAGACGACCGCCAGCAAUCCGUUCUCACCUGCCCAUCACAGCUCCUCCGCCCCCGCCACCGGGACUUAGCAGAGCCAAAAUACACAAUCAUCAGCACAGGCUUGCCAGCGAUGUUGCUAGUAUCCUUGAAGGCGGUGGUGUUGAGACAAACGUCGAUGCGGCAGCGUUGCGAUUCCUAGAUACUUUCGAAGAAGGCCUACCGAUAGACGGAUCUGGGCUUCUACGGCCCUUGGUCGACGUUGCGGCUGAGUUAUCGAAGGCUUGUGUGAAGCAAUCAAAGUUGGAUUAUUCAGAGAGGAUAUUAGACGUGGUUCUAAAGUACCCCCCUAUCGACGAAGCACAGUUCCAGAGUCUACAGCCCUAUUCAGUUGUUCAGCACCUAGUCGACGGGCUAAAAAAUGAGGCUCUGAGCGACUCUCGAGCUGUAGAUGCCAAACUCAGGAAAGCAUGUUCAAUAUACAUGAUGGAAUUCGAUGGCAAACCGCACACCGCUCAAGAAUCGGAUCUAGAAAUAGUCCAAUCCCUUGGAGAAAGGCUCUGUGCCGAAAGCUACCGGGUUGGGAUGUAUGACCUCACGAUCGAUAUCUACUCUCACCUUCCGCGGAAGCGCUCCUGUGGCGUGCAAACUCUUAGCCACGUUAUCGCAGCAUGCCAUGAGUUAGGGAUGCACGGAAAGGUCUUUGGCUAUUUUUCUAGGUAUGCCCAGAAGUUGCCAGAUCAGGUUGACUUUUACCAUACUGUUGGUCGGGUAAUCGAUUCUGCCUUGAAGCACGGCAGGGGCAACAUGAAUCGUGCUGAGGAGACUUUGGUUAUUGCUACCCGCAUGGCGAAGUCUAGAGGUUUCUCGACCUCCACCACUCCAAUACUCAAGGUUAUUGGACACCAAUGGAGAUCUACUAAGAAUAUUCACAAGACAAGGGAAUUAUUCGAUCGUUUGGAGCCUCUGGCCCAUGUUGCUGGGCAUCCUCAAGCAGCCUACGGGGCCAUCAUCCAAUUUUGCAUUGAGGCAGGUGAAGAGGCUGCCGCCACGUCGUACUAUGAAAAGCUGCGAGAAUCGUACGAGCCUCUUCCUGGUGAUGUCCGAAUUUAUGGACACUUCGCGCUUGCGAAAGCUAUGCGAAAUGACUGGAGCGGGGUCAAAGAAGACCUUCGCAACAUGGCUGUGUUGAGCCCUGAUCAUAAACACGACUUUAACAGCUGCUUUACCCCUAUACUGAAGGUGUUUGCAAAGUCGCAUCCUGUCAAUGAGACUGAAGAUUUUGUUCGGGGCUUCGUCGAGGAGGGCCACCUAGAGAUGACGGCUUUCAUCUCAAAUAUUAUGAUCGAUACAUAUGCUAAGGCUCGAGAGAUGGCCUCCUUGGUUCGAUGGAUAGAAUAUGCAACAUCUGUUGGCUGUAAAAUGGACGCGGUAUCAGUCAAUAUCAUUCUCAACAAUUGCUACAGAACGUGGAAGUUUCCAUUCGAAGAGACGUACCAUCUUUAUCGCCACAUCCUCGGUCUCGGGAAGGGCUCUCGGAAUUUGACCGACAAUGAUACAAUGGAAAUACUCGGCCGAAUUGCUGUCAACGAUUCUCCCACCGCACCAGAACGUGAUAGGAGAUUGCGUCUUUUGAAGGAGCUAGGCAGACCGAAACAUUCCUGGAGCUCCAGCGGCGUGCAUCGGGCAAUGAAGACGACGCUUGCAAAUGAAAAUCCGGCGGCAACUUUGAAAAUCUAUGAUCGUGCUUGUACUGAGGAUUUGCUUUUGGGGCGUGGCCACCUGGUGGCAGCCGUGAAAGCUUCCUUACAAGUAAACGGCGACAACGUCGACGAAAGUAUUCGUCUUAUCAAGGAUGCCCAGCGUGGGGGUCAGAAUGUGGAAUUACCCAUUGCCAUUUUGAUUGUCCACCAAAUGACCAAGGUCUGUGGACAAGACCAACCAGCUAUCCAUCUCCAGGGGAUGGUUCAAAACACCAUGUCUACCUUGGACAAGUACGGGUUCAACGUAUCUCCUCCUGUAUUAACACAUACAAUCAGCCUACUUGAAAGACAUGGUAGGUUCCGUCAAGCGUUUAACUUUUGGACCACUAUAUCCCAACAUCAAGGUCUACCGCCAUCCUCUAUUGAUCUUGUAACGCUGUCCGCACUUCUAAGGGUAUUUAUUGGGCUUCGCGACGCUAGGGGUAUCUGCUGGGUAGGCAAAAUACUUGUGGGAAAUGGUCUAGUUCCUGACACUCGGCUCUACACGGACGUCAAGAAAGCCCGCAAGUCAGCAAUGGAUAUAGAGAUGCAAGAACCUUCUCUACACAUAUCCAAGUUCGUUGCUGCUCUUUCUGAACUUCGUACAACCGUGGCCUGCUUAAGGAAGCGCGCAGCGUCAGAGAAAAGGGAUGUUAGAGAUAUGACUGUCAAAAUCAUGGAACGUGCCAUCAAGAACCAGGAAAACGAGAAAAGCCAGGGCCAAAAGGCAGCAACAAUUGUUCAUGUGGCAAUGGAAGCCUCUCCCAAGCCGAGGGGAUUGUCGGAGCCCGUGAAAGAGUCGCUGGAUUUAGAUAAAGAGCCAUGUUAUGGCUUUUUUGUUGGGCCGCGGAAGGUAGUCGAAGUGGCAUAA